UUCUGUUAACUGGCGUCUCAGACUGGUUUGGAUGCGUGUGUCUCCAGAAGUCACAUCACAGUGAAAGAACGCAGGGCUCGUUGUGCCAUAGACGGAGAGAGAUCGCUUCAGAGGUGUGCCACACAAACAACACGUCAACGCACAAAUACAGAGAGGGAGGAAGAGAGAGAGAGAGAGAGAGUUGUAAGCAGCGGCACAUCGGUGAGAAGAGGGAAGCAGGCGCGCGGCACGGGGACCCGCCGGAAGAAGCAGCUGCAGCAGCUUGAGCGCGAGCUGGACGCAGACCGACAAAAACACCGGCAGCACGAGCGACACCGCGGCGGCCAGCGGGGCGAAGAGGAGAAGGAGGCGGCACCUGUACCGCGACUCGUCCUCCCCCGCCGCCUCCGUCGCGUCUCUCUCUCCCCUCUCCUCACCCCUCGUUCCUCCUCUCGGACCGCCGCCGCUUCCUCGUUAAGAUGGCUGACCCCAACAGCGAAGGAGAGGUGCCGGAGAGCGCGCGCGGCUUUGCCCGUCAGGGAGCCCUCCGUCAGAAGAAUGUGCACGAGGUGAAGAACCACAAGUUCAUCGCGCGCUUCUUCAAGCAGCCAACCUUCUGCAGCCACUGCACGGACUUCAUCUGGGGCUUUGGGAAGCAGGGAUUCCAGUGCCAAGUGUGCUGUUUUGUGGUCCAUAAGCGCUGUCAUGAAUUUGUCACCUUCUCCUGUCCGGGGGCCGACAAAGGACCUGCCUCCGAUGAUCCUCGUAGUAAACACAAGUUUAGGGUCCACACUUACUCAAGCCCCACCUUCUGUGACCACUGUGGCUCCCUCCUGUACGGGCUGAUACACCAGGGAAUGAAAUGUGACCACUGUAUGAUGAACAUCCACAAGCGAUGUGUCGCCAACGUCCCGAGCCUGUGCGGGACGGAUCACACGGAAAGGCGAGGACGCAUCCACAUCUCUGCGCAGAUCACUGACGACACUCUCACCGUCACCAUCAAAGAGGCUAAGAACCUGGUGCCCAUGGAUCCCAACGGCCUGUCAGACCCCUACGUCAAGCUCAAGCUGAUUCCCGAUCCCAAGAGUGAGAGCAAGCAGAAGACAAAGACCAUCAAAUGCUCCCUCAACCCCACGUGGAACGAGACCUUCACUUUCAACCUCAAAGAAUCUGACAAGGACCGCCGUCUGUCAGUAGAGGUCUGGGACUGGGAUUUGACCAGCAGGAAUGACUUCAUGGGAUCACUGUCCUUUGGGAUCUCAGAGCUACAGAAACAAGGGAUAGAUGGAUGGUUUAAGAUGCUGUCCCAGGAGGAAGGAGAAUACUUUAAUGUUCCUGUCCAGCCAGAUGGAGAGGACGGUAAUGAGGAGCUACGGCAAAAGUUUGAGAGAGCGAGAGUGGGUCCAGGGAAGCCCACUGACUCCUCUUCUUCCUCCUCGGUGUGCAAGUACGACAGCAACGGCAAUCAGGACCGCGUCAAGCUCUCAGAUUUCAACUUCAUCAUGGUUCUGGGCAAGGGCAGCUUCGGCAAGGUGAUGCUGGCUGAGAGGAAAGGCACAGAUGAGUUGUACGCCAUCAAAAUCCUGAAAAAAGACGUGGUGAUCCAAGACGAUGACGUGGAGUGCACCAUGGUGGAGAAGAGAGUCCUCGCUCUGUCAGGAAAACCACCUUUCCUCACUCAGCUGCACUCAUGCUUCCAAACCAUGGACCGAUUGUAUUUUGUCAUGGAGUAUAUUAAUGGAGGAGACCUUAUGUACCAUAUCCAACAGGUCGGCAAGUUUAAGGAGCCUCAUGCUGUGUUCUAUGCUGCUGAGAUUGCCAUCGGCCUGUUCUUCCUUCAUUCCAAGGGCAUUGUGUAUCGGGAUCUGAAGCUGGACAAUGUGAUGCUGGACUCUGAGGGCCAUAUAAAGAUUGCAGAUUUUGGAAUGUGUAAAGAAAACAUGCUUGAUGGCAUUACCACAAAGACUUUUUGUGGAACUCCAGACUACAUCGCUCCAGAGAUCAUAGCCUAUCAGCCUUAUGGGAAGUCUGUGGACUGGUGGGCUUUUGGAGUCCUGCUUUAUGAAAUGCUUGCUGGACAGCCGCCUUUCGAUGGUGAAGAUGAAGAUGAGCUUUUCCAGUCCAUCAUGGAGCAUCACGUCUCAUACCCUAAAUCCAUGUCCAAAGAAGCAGUUGCUAUCUGCAAGGGGCUGAUGACCAAACACCCGGCUAAGCGUCUGGGCUGCGGCCCAGAAGGUGAGAGAGACAUCAAGGAGCACGCCUUCUUCCGCUACAUAGACUGGGAAAAACUGGAGAAUAAGGAAGUCCAGCCGCCUUUCAAACCGAAAGCUAAAACACGCAGAGACGUCUGCAACUUCGACAAGGAGUUUACAAAGAUGGUGGUGGAGCUGACGCCAACAGACAAGCUCUUCAUCAUGAACCUUGACCAGAACGAGUUUCAAGGCUUCUCCUACACCAACCCAGAAUUCAUCAUACAAGUCUGAUGACUUCCGGCUGGUUAGAGGCCGGACUUUACUCCAGCUUGUACAGCCCAGCCACAUUUCAUUAAAGACCCAUCCAGCAUCAGAUCAGGACUCAGAGCCGCGCCGUCUUCAGUCUCGACCCACACCAGCAUCUAAACUGGGCAAUCAUAAACCGUCACAUUAGCUCCACAAACACACAGACAGCAGUGUGAAACAAAGCCCGCUGGUUGCCAGUUUCCAGAAAACUCCAGGUGGUUAGCAUUCCCAGUACCUCACAGUGAGCCGGUCAGUACGAAGAGCGGUGAUCAAGAGUCACAGUGAAUGUGCUAAUAGUGUGUAUGUGCUCUAUUGAUCACCAACAAGAGUGUCUGUUUACUUGAUUUUCUUCUCUUCAGCCUGUGGAAGUUGCAUCAUGAGCCUGCAAUGAUCAAUAUGUACAUGCUCACUCACACACACGUGUGUCUGUGCAGGCUGCGGUUUGGAGCAAGGUUGGUUUUGAAUUCAAAAAGCUCUGAUUUAUAACCUCAUGUCUAAGUUAGUCCUGAACUUAGUCUUAAGCACGUUUCGUCUUCCAAAUUGAUGCAAAAAGAAAAAUUAAAAAAGGAAAAAAAAAGACCCCCCACCCCAAAUGCCUGUUUCGGCAGAGAUAUUUAAAGACGUCUUUCUCUAGCUUAAUCUCUUUCUCUAUGGCACUGUGUACGUAUG
Molecule: messenger RNA, 3146 nt
Organism: Pundamilia nyererei
Lineage: Eukaryota; Metazoa; Chordata; Actinopteri; Cichliformes; Cichlidae
Gene: prkcba
Product: protein kinase C, beta a
Exons: 17
Coding region: 459-2462 (667 amino acids)
Biological process (GO): protein phosphorylation
Molecular function (GO): ATP binding; zinc ion binding; diacylglycerol-dependent serine/threonine kinase activity
Source: RefSeq, a predicted model, not a curated record